CAGCAGAGAAAGAGUCUGUAUUUAAAAUACCAGUUAUAAGCUCUGUGAUAUCAGAAGCAACCAGUGAGCACCAGCUGCUCUGUCACAACUCUCAUGUAGCUGAGAGCCAAGAUGAGGAAGAAUACCAGGAUGGAGACUCAGGAUCAACUAGAAACACAGAGCUUCAAGCAGAGAAAAGACAUCAUGAAAGUGAAAUGAACAGUAACAGUCCACACACCUCUGCUGUGAUAAACUUAAAUACAGGUAAAAAGCCUUUAAAAUGUGACAUAUGUGGGAAAGUUUUUGAGUUCAAGUCAAAAUUGCAGAGACACCUGAACAGCCACACAGGUGAGAAGCUGUUUUCUUGCAAAACAUGUGGGAAAAGAUUCAAUGUGAAGUCAGUAUUGAAACGGCAUUGUAGAGUCCACACAGGUGAGAAGAAGCCACAUACUUGUAAAGUGUGUGGGAGAGCUUUCACACGUAAUUGUCACUUGUUAGUCCACAUGAGGACUCACACAGGUGAGAAGCCGUAUACUUGUACAGUAUGUGGGAGAGGUUUCGUACGUAAUGAUUACUUAUUAGUCCACAUGAGGACUCACACAGGUGAGAAGCCGUAUACUUGUAAAGUAUGUGGGAGAGGUUUCGGACGUAAUGGUGACUUGUUAGUCCACAUGAGAACCCACACAGAUGAGAGGCCGUGCCUUUGCAAGAUCUGCGGGAAAAGAUUCAGGAAUGUGUCCGCAUUGACAAAGCACAUGAGAAUCCACACAGGCGAGAAGCCAUUUAUAUGUAAAACGUGUGGGAGAGGUUUUACAGUGAAACGUUGCCUGACUAUCCACAUGAGAAACCACACAGGUGAGAAGCCCUACAUUUGCAAGACCUGUGGGAAAAGAUUCAAAGACGCAUCAGUAUUGAAAAGGCAUUGUGGAAUCCACACAGGUGAGAAGCCACAUAUUUGUAAAGUGUGUGGAAGAGCUUUCAGACGUAAUGGUGUCUUAUUAGUCCACAUGAGGACUCAUUCAGGUGAGAUGCCGUAUACUUGCAAAACAUGUGGGAAACACUUCAGAUCUAGGAGUAACUUGACAGUCCACAUGAGGACGCACACAGGUGUAAAGGUGCAUGACUUGAGCACAGAGGUUCCAGUUGAAGUCACACAUAUACAGGAGAGAGAGUGUUUACAUGCAAAACAUGUGGCAGGGCUUUCAGAGGCCUGUUCCAUAAAGCAU
Messenger RNA from Epinephelus moara (kelp grouper), 1205 nucleotides. Its product is annotated as zinc finger protein 239-like. The transcript has 2 exons. The record is from RefSeq and is a predicted model, not a curated record. NCBI's taxonomy places the organism in Eukaryota, Metazoa, Chordata, Actinopteri, Perciformes, Serranidae. The annotation marks the transcript as partial.